Suillus subaureus is the source of this 1365-nucleotide messenger RNA. RefSeq lists its product as uncharacterized. The transcript is spliced from 12 exons. Lineage: Eukaryota; Fungi; Basidiomycota; Agaricomycetes; Boletales; Suillaceae. Bases 266 to 1153 code for a protein of 295 amino acids. The record is from RefSeq and is a predicted model, not a curated record.
GUGGGGAGUGUAAGCGAACUCUCAGGUAGGAGCGUCCCUUUUUGCACCAUGUGGCAAUUUGUGUUUCAGCAAGAGAUGCAUCGAUGAACGUUGAACGUUUGAAAUUUGAACUGCCGCGUAAGUUCGUCGUGUCGAUUCCGCUGGUGAUAUGUAUUUAAUACUUGUUAUAAUGGUGCGUCGAUCUGACAUUCACAACACCCACUUCUUAUAUUGCACAUUGUCUCAUUGUAAUGGAUAUCACUGAAAAACAACAGUUGUGAGUGACAUGGGCACAAACACCAUAAUCUUGACAUUAUUAUUUGCCAGGUUGUUUCACUUGUACACCGUUCUCGUGGCAAACAGUAUUCUGAUAUACGAUCAUAUAGUGACCCUCCCAGAAGAAAUCAGGUUUAUUUGGUGUCGUCCGAAAAUACUGUCUUCAAUCUUCUUUCUCGUUAAUCGCUAUUUUGCCCUGGUCGGCAAUAUCUUUGGCUUGUUUAUCGAUUUCCUGCCUGUCGUUUCAAAUGAGAGCUGUUCGAGAUACAUGCUAGUCAGAGAGCUGCUCCUUUUUCUUCAACAAAUCACUGUUUCCUUCACGUUGACUCUGCGCAUUUAUGCCCUGUACGGCCGUAGCAAGCGCUUACUUAGUUGCAUGAUAAUCAUCGGCCUUGCUCUUACGGGAGGAGCGUUUGCGAGUUCGUUGAGUGAUAACAAUACUACGAUUUACGUCCAAGGAAGUGAUUGUCAGAACACAUUCACAGCAGAGGCAGCCAUCCGUCAUGGGCUGGCUUGGGUUGCAGUUUUUGUCUAUGAUUCAAUCAUUUUUGUCCUCACAAUCUUUAGGACUUGCAAGACUAGGAAAUUUCUGCGGUCAUCUCUAUCCAGCAGAAAUAUCCCUAAUAUCAUGUUUCAAGAUGGUGCGAUGUAUUUCGCAGCGAUGACAUUGAUUAAUCUACCCAACAUUCUGACGUACUAUUGUGGUUCAGAUAUCACCAGGGGAAAUCUAGCCACGAUUACUAGUUGCAUAUCUGUCACUCUCAUCUCUCGGUUGGUGCUUAACCUGCACAAAUCUACGGACAAUGGCAUUUUCUCCGCUCCCAUCCGGGAUGAUGGCCCUAGCGAAGAUGUCUUUACCACCAGAGUACAAGCUGUGAUUUCCUCUCACAAUUGCUAGGUUGAUUCUCGGUUUCCGUUUCUGGAUGUCAAGUUGCAGAAUUUUUUUUUCGCUUUCGUUUGACGUUUCAUAAUACCAUAAUUUAUAAGUAAGAAUAGAAUCACUAUUGUAUUUCGUACAGUUCUCCACUAGUAGAGUAGAUACGUCUAUGUAACUGCCACUCGGGUGUUACUAGGUGUCCGUUUAAACUUUGAACUGCUUGCAACAUUGCC